Setaria italica (foxtail millet) is the source of this 2456-nucleotide messenger RNA. RefSeq lists its product as uncharacterized. The record is from RefSeq and is a predicted model, not a curated record. Bases 342 to 2204 code for a protein of 620 amino acids. Lineage: Eukaryota; Viridiplantae; Streptophyta; Magnoliopsida; Poales; Poaceae. The transcript has 12 exons.
CGGCGGGGAGGAGGUGGUGGAGCUGGAGGACGCGGUGAAGCUGCUGGUGGAGCACCUCGUGCUGCCAGCUCUGCUCCGGCGGGAGGAGGCCCUGAAGCCGGAGAAUCAGGAGACCGUGGCGCGUCAGGCAGCCAUGGAGCUUGCGGCUCCUCUCCGUGCGAUUCAUUUUGGGUGGAUGUGGCUGGCGCGGGUGCUGCGUGCUUGGGACUUUCGGAAUUCACAGCUUCUACGUGCUGACCUGUUGUACCGCUUUGUGUUGAUCACCCACUUUUUAUUUUCGAAGCAACAUCCACACACUUUUUUUUUUUGGCAGUCGCUUAGCUACAACUUACCUCACGACGAUGUGUUUUUUUGUGGUUGCGCAGAUGCACGCGACGGUUCUCUUGUACAACUAUUACCACCGGAAGCAGUUCCCGCAGCUCGAAUUCGCCGACCCCGAGCGGUUCUGCAUGACCGCCUCCCUCACCGCCGGGGACGCUCUGCUCGUGUACCUGAACCAGGUCCACGACCAGCGCGGCAACGGCGCGGGGGCCGGGCUCUCGGUCACCGACAAGGCAGUCGUCGACGCCUGCGACAUUGCCGAGGCACUCGACGCCACGAAGGACUCCCCCGAGAUGACUAUGUGGCCAAUCUCCAAGGUCGCUGUUCUGCUUCUCGAUCGGGCAAAGAAGAUGUGCUUGCUCGAGCAUGGAUCUGAAACCAAGGGCGUCUUUUCGCUCUUGGAGAAAGAUAUCAAGUCUGCAUUAGGUGGCUCGCGUAGCAGUGACUUGUCUGUGCAGGAGUCAACUAAUAAAUCCGUAGCACUUCCUUCAGAGCCAUACGUGCUCCAGCAGAUUGCAUAUUCAGAGGUGGAGCUCAAAACAGGUAUCAAGCGCACAAGCUUGCGUUUUCUCGAAGAACAUCGUGUGUACUCACUGAGUAAAAAGGGGACAGCUACGAUGUUGUUCGUUCUGCAGUAUGAGCAAAAUGUCAAUAGCAAGCUUAAGGAAAGGCCUUUAGAAGUUCUGGUCGACAGGAUGAGUGGUCCUAUAUUUAGACGUGAUCCGUAUCUUGCAACGACAUAUGUUGUUGAGUGUUAUCAUUUACUGCCAUAUAAGGAGGUUCUGUUAAACGUCCGGAACAGGGAAUGGCCUUUGGAUUGUUCACUGAGUGUGCCAAAGGAACGAUUAUUUCAAAAUAGAAACCCUUCAUCCCACUCUGAAAUAGAUGAAAGUUUGAAGGAACAAGAAGCCAAUAGCAGGUCUAAAAUGAAGAAAAUAGCCACAAACAUUUCAACUCCAAAGAAAAAUAAACAGGUAGUAAAAGCAGUUGGUGAUAGUGGCAACAGCAAAAAUAAAAAAAACAGCAACACGAACAGCAAAAGAAAACCUGAAACCUUCAGGUCUACACUUGCUACCUACACGGAGCAUGGGGAUGGUGAGAGCCCCACAAAAGAAACUGAUUCACUUGCUGCUCCAGAUGUGGAAAAUUUAAAAUUCGUGAGUGCAAAACCCACAAAAUCAACAAAUGGAGGGUCUGUAGACUUACAAGCGAGAGUCCAGAUGGACAAGGACAGAACAGAGAAGCACUCUAAGAGUAGAAACAUGCCCCAAGAUAUCUUUCCGGCGCUAGAUGUUGAUCCUGUAACUAAGAAUCAUGCUUUGGAGAGCCAAAAGGAGAAAGUCUCAGAAAAGUCUGGUGGCAUCACAGGUAGCAUGAAUGUUCAAAAGUAUGCGACACUGCAGUUACUUCGGAAGAUGCGGGAUGAUACUCUCCGUGAGCUUUGCAUGCUUGGAGAUCGAAGUGCUCAGUAUGAAAUGGAAAUUCAAACAAUCUUGACAGAAGGGGAGAUGACACCUAAAGUGGCAUCAAUCCUAAAGAAAUAUGAGAAUAGCUGGAACAUGAUGGAAGCUGCCAAUCCAACUUGCUCUGGAGAAGGAUGCCAAACCAUGAACAUAAAGAGGAAGAAACUGAAAGAAGCCAUCCUUCUACGCAGCAAAUGCCAGGAACUGGAUGAUAUAUGCCGUGACAGCAACUGGAUUCUUCCAAGAUACAAAGUACUUCCUUCAGUUACAGGUGAUAUGUACCAGGCCAGUGUCUACCUUACGGGCCCAGAUUUCAAUUUGAGUGCCGAUGGUGACAACAAGGUCACCCCCCAUGAGGCACGGGACUCUGCGGCGUCCAACAUGCUGUACCAGCUUCAGCAGAAGGCAAUGGAAAGCUAGAAGUCAGAAGACCAGCAGGUCUUCACAGGUCACAGCACCCCCUGAUGCUGCAGCAUUACCGGGUUUCAGGCUGGAAAGAACAGCCACCACAGCUCAGAACUGAAACAUCCAAUGAGAAAUGUCGUCUUGUUAUGUAGUUUUGCUGUUGUAACAUCCAGAGGUUACUGGUGUCUGGCACUGUGUUUUAAAUUUCUAGCUGCAGGAUGGAUUAUUCGAUUUAAGUAAAUGAAAAAUGUUUGUGAACUUAACUUU